Messenger RNA from Lampris incognitus (smalleye Pacific opah), 1725 nucleotides. RefSeq names its product transcription factor 19 (SC1), like (gene tcf19l). The record is from RefSeq and is a predicted model, not a curated record. Gene Ontology annotation, cellular component: nucleus. NCBI's taxonomy places the organism in Eukaryota, Metazoa, Chordata, Actinopteri, Lampriformes, Lampridae. The transcript is spliced from 5 exons. Gene Ontology annotation, biological process: regulation of gene expression. Bases 1 to 1725 code for a protein of 574 amino acids. Gene Ontology annotation, molecular function: protein binding.
AUGCUGUCGGGGGUUCAGCCCUGCUUCCAGCUCCUGCGGAUCGGGUCGGCGGCAGGCGACUCGGCACGGGAUCUGUACACGUUCCGGCCGGCGCGAGACCGCUCCGUGUUCCGCCUGGGCCGGGCGUCGGAGCUCUGUGAUGUCACGCUGGACUCCGCCUCCGUGUCGAGGAUCCACGCCGAGCUGCAUGUCCAGAGGGAGGCGAGCACGGCGGAGGGCAGCUCCCCGCAGGAGGAGGUCUGGAGGGUCCACAUCAAAGACAGGAGCACUCAUGGCACCUGGGUCAACGAGGUCCGCCUGCAGGCCGGUGUCCAGUGGGAGCUCUCGGAUGGCGAUACACUGACCUUCGGUGGCCAAUCAGUCCCCGCGAGCCCGGAGUUCUACUUCCUGUUCCAGAAGGUCAAAGUUCGGCCACUGGACUUUGAUGCAAUCACAAUUCCAAAGGCCGGCACGUUCUCCUCUGACCUACAGAACCGCAUCAGGACCAGUCUGGACCAAAAGGCGACGCCCAACAGGGAGUUGUCCAAGCUGUCAAUCAACCGGGCCACUGUCAUCCUCAACUCCAUCGGCAGCCUCAGCAAGAUGAAGGGCAGCGCCUGGACUUUCAAGAGGAGCAACAGCCAUGGUGGGAACACAUCGGAUCCCAACUCCUCCUCCUCUCCGCCACCCUCCGCUGUGGGCUUCUCCUCCCUGCUGCCCCCCUCCACGCCACCACCGUUCCCCGCCACGGGUUCGAUGCCCUCGACGAUGUCUCUGCAGCCAUCAUCUCGAAACAGGAGGAAGUCUGCGCACACAGUGCUUCUCGAGGACGACAGCUCGGACGAGCCCCGGGGUCGAGAAGCCCUUGUAGGAGGGCCGGAGGACGGACAGAGAGCUCGGGGCAAGAAGAGGAGGAGACUCUACAAGUCGGAGGGUAUCAGCCCCGCUCCUGCUCUGCAGCUGCAGCCCAGGUGCCACAGCGACGUCAGGCGGCCGUUUGAGGCCAAGUCCUUCCCCGUCGGCACAAGAACCAUCGGCAGUUAUCACGGCGCCGUGACCAACAGCAAACUCAACCAACAACACCACCACCACCACCACCACCAACUACACCAGAACCACUUUCAGGCAUCCCUCACCAACCCCAACAAACAAGAGACGGAGACACACCACGUCCGGACGGUAACCCACGGCAACAUCUCAGCCGCGCGCCAAAAGAAAAUUGCUUUCUCUCCCACGUCGGCUCCAAGAGGGAGACGGAGGGCACACAGCUCCCCUGUGUACCCUCCUCUGGUGGUAGGAGGAGAGAACUACAACCUGGCCUCGCCCUCCAUGAGGAUCUGUGCAGAGGAAAGAAGCAGGCUGCAGUUCAACAGGUUUUGCCUUCCUGCCGGGAAGCGACGAGGACGUCCUAGGAAACACCCACUGCCUCCCCGCCCCUCCUUGCCCUCCCCUUCCUCUUCUUCCUCUUCCUCUUCCUCCACCUCCUCAGCCUCAUCUUCUUCCAGCUCGUCAUCCUCCUCCUCCUCUGACGAUGACGACGAUGAUGACGAGGAGGAGGAAGAGGAGGGGAUGGCCGGGUCUGUAGAACCGUGUGCGGCCCCUCAGUGCCGUCUCCCCCAGCAGGACCCGGUCCAGUGGAUCCAGUGUGACGUGUGUGAUGCCUGGUACCACAUAGACUGUCUGCACGUGGACCGGAAGAAGGUCCUCAUGGACCCUAACGCGGACUUUCACUGCGGCUGUUGUUGA